Molecule: messenger RNA, 2894 nt
Organism: Amborella trichopoda
Lineage: Eukaryota; Viridiplantae; Streptophyta; Magnoliopsida; Amborellales; Amborellaceae
Product: DEAD-box ATP-dependent RNA helicase 8
Molecular function (GO): ATP binding; nucleic acid binding; RNA helicase activity
Source: RefSeq, a predicted model, not a curated record
AUCUCUCUCUCUCUCUCUCUCUCUCUCGAACUACUCUCUGUCUAGACCCUCUAUCUCUCCCCGCCUCGUAUUUCUCCAUUUCGUCAUCAAACCCUAAAACUCAUGUCUUCCUCGCUCUCCAGCUCUCUACAGAUUUCCUCGACGAAAGAGAAAUAUAUUAAAAAUGGCCCGUUUUUCUCCAUAGCUUUUAUCAUCCCCUCGUCAAAGCCCUAAUCCAUAUCCUUCUGCCAUCUCUUCUUUCUACAAAUCUCUGCGACAAAAUUUUUCUCUCUCUCUCUCUCUCUUCUCGCCAUAGCCCCUCGCGUUCUGGACCGGUAACCUUAGUUUUCCAUUUUACCUAAAAUUUUUGGCAAUUAUUGAUAAAAAAUCUCUCUCCCUCUCUUAAAUUUUUUUUUUCUCACUUUUUGUAUUUUCAUGGGGGACUUGAGGGUUCAAUCCUAUUUCCUUCAAAACAAUAUUUUCUUUAAAAGAAAACACCCCAUUUCCUUUCUCCUUGGUCGUUUUUUUGCCUGUAAAUAUAGCUCAGAUCCCUCCCCCGUUCUCUCUCUCUCUCUCCAGCUCUGUAGAAUUAUAUUUAUGUGCUCUUCUCGUAUAUCUUCAAGCAGAGAUAGCAGGUUCCAAUUUUAGAGAACUGUUGUCUCUCCUCUUAUCUCCUUAGGUUGAAUCUGAGGGUUCUUCAUUUCUCUAUCGAUUCUUAGUCUAGGUUUCGUUGGAGAGUUUGCGUGAAUCUGAGUCUUUUCACGUUCUUCUUGUUCUUUUGCUCGAAACUGAGAGCCUUUCCAUUAUCUUAGUUUUUCAGGGAAUUUACGUUCUUCUUGUUCUUUUGCGUGAAACUGAGAGCCUUUCCACUAUCUUAGUUUUUCGGGGAAUUUAUCUUGGAUCUCGAAGAUCGCUCUCUUUAUUGGUUAUUUUGGGUAUAAUCAGAGUUGCUUUAUCUAACUGUAUUUCUCUCACUAAUUCUCGCCCUUUCUAUAUUUCGUGGUACUUGGGGCUUUUUUCUUGAAGUCGUAAAAGAGAGUGAUGAAUAAUCGAAGGGGCUAUCUCCCAUCUUACGGUGGGACUCCACAGAGGCUUCCACAACAAAUCGUUCAGAGAGGGCCAUUACAAAAUCAACAGCAGCAGCAACAAUGGCUCAGGAGAGACCAAGUUGAAGAGGAGAAGAGGGUUACCUCGGAAGAUGCAGCUUCAAGCUCUCAAGAUUGGAAGGCCCAACUUAAAAUUCCCCCAAAGGAUUCACGCUACAAGACAGAGGAUGUAACUGCUACAAAAGGCAAUGAGUUUGAAGACUAUUUUCUGAAGAGGGAAUUGCUAAUGGGCAUAUAUGAGAAGGGAUUUGAAAGGCCUUCACCAAUUCAGGAAGAAAGCAUCCCUAUUGCGUUAACUGGUAGUGACAUUCUUGCCAGGGCAAAAAACGGAACGGGGAAGACCGCUGCGUUCUGCAUUCCCGCCCUAGAAAAAAUUGAUCAAAAUAACAAUGUUAUUCAAGUUAUUAUAUUGGUACCUACGCGAGAGUUGGCCCUUCAGACGGCUCAGGUGUGUAAAGAGCUUGGGAAACAUUUGAAGAUUCAGAUCAUGGUGACCACUGGAGGAACAAGUUUGAAGGAUGAUAUCAUGCGUCUGUAUCAACCAGUCCAUUUGUUAGUUGGAACACCUGGAAGGGUACUUGACCUUGCAAAGAAGGGUAUUUGCAAUUUGAAGGAUUGCACCAUGCUUGUUAUGGAUGAGGCCGACAAACUUUUGUCUCAAGAAUUUCAACCUUCGGUGGAGCAGUUGAUUGGUUUUCUUCCUCCAAAUAGACAGAUCUUAUUGUUCUCAGCGACAUUUCCUGUUACUGUUAAGGAGUUCAAAGACAAAUUUCUCCGGAAGUCAUACAUCAUUAAUCUGAUGGAUGAACUAACUCUCAAGGGUAUAACUCAGUAUUAUGCUUUUGUAGAGGAAAGGCAAAAGGUUCACUGCCUCAACACCCUUUUCUCUAAGCUUCAAAUCAACCAGUCUAUCAUUUUCUGCAACUCUGUAAACCGUGUAGAGCUUCUAGCUAAGAAGAUUACAGAGCUCGGUUACUCGUGCUUCUACAUACAUGCUAAGAUGUUGCAAUCUCAUCGUAACCGGGUCUUCCAUGAUUUCCGUAAUGGUGCAUGUCGAAACCUUGUUUGUUCAGAUUUAUUCACAAGGGGUAUUGACAUUCAAGCUGUUAAUGUUGUAAUCAACUUUGACUUUCCAAGGAACUCAGAAACUUAUCUACACAGGGUUGGCCGAUCUGGGAGAUUUGGUCACCUUGGUCUUGCUGUCAAUUUAAUCACAUACGAGGACCGCUUCAGCUUGUAUCGGAUUGAGCAAGAGCUUGGAACUGAAAUAAAGCCAAUUCCCCCGCAAAUAGACCAGGCCAUCUAUUGCAAAUGAUCUGUUUAGUGCCGUUCUUUGCUGCAGUUCAAGCAUAGUCAUAAAAAUCCUGCAUCCUUGUGCAAGGCUCCUAUAGACCCUGUUUUGGAUCCGGUUUUCCCUUCCGAGUCAUGUUGCUACUGUUUAUCCGAGUACCUUUGAGGUGUAGGCGCACGAACUGCUUGUGGGCUGAUUUCUUUUUAGGGCUCAUGACAGUUAGUGCCGUGCUACAGAUAUGGUAUGGCCACUCUUUUAGGGUGUUUUGCAUUUCCCUUUUGUUCAGUUACUCGAGGCUGACAUGUUUUGACUGUCAUCCCUCGUGCUUUUGGUUUUAGAGUUCCUUACAUAGUUUCUUACAUGGUUUCUUAUGUUGUUGUUUGUAGAAGACUUCCUCCGUUAUUGGAAAAAAAGGAAAAAAGAAAAAAAAAAGUGGAAUUAUGUUGGUCUUGUCUUUAGAUGACAUUUAUUUGAGAAAGUUGUGAGAGUAGUCAGACAUAGAGAAUGGUCUUCUUGGA